UGUCGUAACUUCCUACCCCGGGGGGUUACCCCCCCCCCUCCUCCUGUUUGCCCUUUGCCCGUGCAGGUUUACGUGGGGGAGCUGCCCCCCGACUUCCUGCGCCUCACCCCCACGGCCGAGCAGCAGCAGCUGCUCCUGGACGAGGCCACCGCGCAGAGGCUGCAGUACGGGAUUCCCGCGGGGGUUCCCGCGGGGGUGCCCGGGGGGGUCCCCGGGGGGUUCCCCGUGGGGGUGGCCGGAGGGGCGCACCUCCCCACCACGGGCAGGCUUAGCCUCACCAUCGUGCAGGCGAAGCUCGCCAAGAACUACGGGGUGACGCGCAUGGACCCGUACUGCCGCGUGCGUCUGGGCUACAGCGUCUACGAGACGCAGAGCGACUACAACGGCGCCAAGAACCCGCGCUGGAACAAGCUGCUGCAGUGCGCCGUGCCGCCCGGCGUCGACUCCUUCUACCUGGAGGUGUUCGACGAGCGGGCGUUCUCCGUGGACGACCGCAUCGCGUGGGCCCACGUGCCCAUAGGGCCCGGCGUCCGUGACGGCCUGGUGCAGGAUGAGUGGUUCCCCCUGAGCGGCAAGCAGGGGGACGACAAGGAGGGCAUGAUCAACCUCGUCAUGACCUACGCCGCGGUCCCCGCUGUGCACCCACACACGGUGCUGCUCAUGCCGCACGUCCACGUGCAGGGCCUGGGCUACGUGCCCAGCACCGGCGUCCCGCUGGUUGCGAGUGCCGGCGGCGUGCCCACGAUGUCGCCCGCGGGGGCCCCGUACAUCCCCGUCAACCCCGGCAUGACGGCCGCCCCCUCCACCGCCGCCGGGAUGUUGGCGGCACCGGGCGGCCAGGCGCCGCCCCUCCACCCCGGCGCGGUGGCGGCGGCGGAGGAGGAGGCACGGGGGGUGGGGGCCCUGGCGGAGGCGUUCCCCCUCGUGGAGGAGGAGGUGCUGCGCUCCGUGCUGCACGAGAAGAGGGGCGACAUCGCGGCCGCCGCCAACGCCCUCCUCGUCAUGAUGGGCGGCGGAGACGACGACGACGAGGGGGGAGGGGGCGGGGGCGGGGGCGGGGGCGGCGGGGGGGGGGGCGCGCGCUGACGGCGGGCUCGCCCGAUCGAUCGAUCGCCCGAUCGAUCGAUCGCCCGCCCGCUCGAUCGCCCGAUCGAUCGCCCGCCCGAUUGCCCGCCCGCUCGUCCGCUGCGAUGGAUUCUGCCAACUCGCCCGACUCCUACCCCGCCCCCCACCGUGAUGGACUCUCCCGCAACAACCCCCCCCCACCAUGAUGGACUCUCCCGCAACAACCCCCCCCACCGUGAUGGACUCUCCCGCAACAACCCCCCCACCGUGAUGGACUCUCCCGCAACAACCCCCCCACCGUGAUGGACUCUCCCGCAACAACCCCCCCCACCGUGAUGGACUCUCCCGCAACAACCCCUCCCACCGUGAUGGACUCUCCCACAACAACCCCCCCCACCGUGAUGGACUCGCCCGCAACAACCCCCCCCCACCGUGAUGGACUCUCCCACAACAA
Petromyzon marinus (sea lamprey) is the source of this 1519-nucleotide messenger RNA. The record is from RefSeq and is a predicted model, not a curated record. NCBI's taxonomy places the organism in Eukaryota, Metazoa, Chordata, Hyperoartia, Petromyzontiformes, Petromyzontidae.